AGGUGAGGGGUUUCAUUUGGUCAACCUUUUACUAGCCGAUAAGAGUCACAGUAUAUAUAUAUAAAUCGGGUCCCUUCAACAGAGCAUUCACAACUGAGUAACAGAGUGGUCAAGACUUGUCUUCAGCUGACAACAGAGAAAAUGUUUACUUUCACAAUCGUCACUUUGUUGGCAACCCUGACGGCCUCUACGCUUGCCACACCAAUCUCAAUAUACGACCACUACGCACCGGUUAAGGUGGCGGUAGCUCCUGCACCCGCAUUGGCCAUCGCUCACCAUGGAGCCGUCGAGAUCGAACACUAUGCUCCUGCCCAGUACGAGUUCAAGUACGGAGUCAAGGAUGAACACACUGGGGACAUCAAAGAGCAGGCUGAGAAGCGAAACGGCGACAAAGUCGAAGGUUACUACAAGUUGGUUGAACCUGACGGCACAAUCCGCACAGUUCACUACACAGCUGACAAACACACCGGGUUCAACGCCAUCGUCGAGAAGUCUGGACACGCCACUCAUCCAGCGCCAAUCUUGAAGAAAGUCGUUGUCCCCGUCAAAAAGGUCGUGGCGGCAGCCCCAGUUAUCACGUACUCCCACGCGGCCCCCCUAUACACCCACUCAGUUCCUAGAUACAGCUACCACUAGUUCCUGCUUUACCUUGUUAGGUCAGUGUUUAGCUCAAAGCACCUUCACUAGUAAAUACCCAUCAAGUUUCAUUUUAUGUUUAUCCUCUUGAUAGAGCUGCUUGUUUUGUAUUGUAUCUGUUGUAAAUAAAUGCUUCGUUUGAGUGAA
This is a messenger RNA of Zootermopsis nevadensis, 783 nucleotides long. RefSeq names its product cuticle protein 19-like. NCBI's taxonomy places the organism in Eukaryota, Metazoa, Arthropoda, Insecta, Blattodea, Termopsidae. Gene Ontology annotation, cellular component: extracellular matrix. The record is from RefSeq and is a predicted model, not a curated record.